AUGUUUUUAACCGAAGCAAAUCCCAAAAAACUUCUAGAAGAAAUGUUUCAAUUCUCACCAUUAGAUUCAGAAAGUGCAACAAAACACGAUGUUGCUAGAUCUUUGGAUGUGCAUAGAAUGAGACAGACUCUGUCCUGUAACAAUCAUCUCCUUGUGGAGAAAGACACUCUUAAUAGGAUAGAAAAUGAAUUUUGUGACACAGCUGAAUGUUCAGCAAAUACUGAGUAUUCUUCUGGCAUAUGUUUGCUUAAUCGUUGUAUAUCAAUCAAAGAUGUUAAUUGUUUUACCUGUAAUUGUGAUAUAAUGCAUUGUCAAAAACAGAAACAAAUCUCAAAUAGUUAUGUGAGUUCUAAGAAAUACAAUUUCCGGAGAACUCCUGCACAUAAAAAUGCACUACUACCGAUUACUGAAAAAGUCGGUACACAAUGGCGGAAUUGUUUUUGGAGAACAUUUUUAAUCCCUUUUAUCAUUGUAUUGUGUGCAUCAUUAUGCAGUGCAGACACCAGUCAGUGUGCAAUUGGUCUCAAAACACCUGGAAGAACUUGGCCACCAGGGGACAUUGUUCUUGAAUAUGGUCAAUCAUUACGAAUACUUUGUAUAUUAAAUCAAACGUUUAUGGAUGCUGAAUUUCCUGGAAAGAAUGUCUCAGAUCUUGUAUUCUUUCGAAAUAAGAAGGAAAUGGAACCACAAUAUAUUAGUGUCAUUAAUGAAACUACAAUAUCAUUGGAUGUGGAGAGACCUCCACCUGCAGAAGACAUGUAUUACUGCAAAUUAAAGCUACACAAUGAUUAUAAUAAACAAUAUGAAGCAGUUUGUUUGAACAAAGUUGUGGUUGGAUUUAAACCACAAGAGCCACAGAACUUUACCUGCGUGUCUCAUAACUGGGAGAAUAUGUUCUGUUCAUGGGAUCCCGUUCAGAACUACGUUACAACGAAAUUUACACUCGUAUUCAAAUUGCCGGGAAGAGCAGGAGGACGAAAGUUAUUUCCAUGCCCAAAAGAAAGUGAGAGACUGUUGCAACAGAAUACAUGUCUGUGGGAUACGUCUACGAACCCGAUUUACCGUCAGCCUUACGAAUAUUACACGUUCAUGUUAAAUGUGGAAAACGUACUAGGAAAUACCAGUUUUCAUUACAAAUUUCAUCAUUAUGCUCAUGUUAUUCCCGCAAAACCGGCUAAUUUGUCAGUCAUUAAUAAAACAUCCGACAGCGCAUUAUUGCAUUGGAGCGUGCCUUUUCCUAUGCAAAACUUUCCACCCGGCUUACAUCAUAAAAUAACAUAUAACAAUCAGUUCGAUCAUAAGAAAACAUGGCAGGUAAUCAAUAUUAUAAACGACGUCCAUACACCUAAGAGAUACUACAAUCUUACCGGGUUGGAGUAUGCCAACACCGCCUACGAUAUACGAGUUUUCAUGAAAAGUGCUGUUGCAACAGGAGAAGAUAAAUGGAGUCAGUUCAGUGACGUUACAUUCAGAACAUCGCCAAAAUUACCUGGCCGUCCUCCAAAAACCGACAUUGGAAGCUUUGAAAUAGCGGAGAACAGUGCUAGCAGAGAUGUGUAUUUGUAUUGGCAAGCUAUACCAGAAUACUUACAGAAUGGUGACGAUUUCAAGUAUGAGAUUGAUCAUGUAGAAGAGAAUGGACGAAAACUGUCGCUCAUUCCCAAUGAAACGACGAAAACAUAUGCUAAAUUCAAAGGGAUUAGCUUCAAUAGUUACAGAUUUGAAAUCAUCACAACGAACAUUGUUGGAGCGAACAAGGAGCGUGCUAGAAUAUUUGUUCCUAGUCAAUAUGCAAUACCCCACGAGCCAAUAGCGUUUACAAAGAUCGCAUUUGCUGCGGGACUGUAUGAGCUAUCUUGGAAGCCACCACCUAUUAUGAGUUCAGAAAUCACGAAUUACACAAUUUUUUGGUGCGAUAACGAACGUGAUCGUCCUUAUCAGUGCACCGGUUAUCUGGACUGGGUGCAUGUGUCCAAGAAUACAACGAUAUACAACAUGACCGUACCGGAUCCUAACAAAGUAUACCAAUUCGCGAUUUCCGCGAAUACCAAUAAGGGAAGUAGUGGAAUGGUAUGGGCCUCGUGUACUGUGAUACACAACAAAGUUGUUGGAAAAAUGAAGUCAGUAUGGAUAAACCGCAUUGGCUCUGACUUCAUUGAAGUUGGGUGGAAACUGGACUGUUCGGAUCGUAUCGGAAUCGUAGAGGGAUUCAACAUAUACUAUUGCCCCAUCGUAUCGCCGUAUAACUUGAACUGCAAAGGCCCGAAACUGAACACAACGAUAAGAGCAGAUCCUCACACUAUUCACGGCGUGGUGAAUAACUUGAAGCCGUAUACAACGUACAUGUUGGCUGUCGCCGUGCUAACGAAAAGUGGAGAAGGAUUGCACAGUGAUCCAUUAUAUAACACAACACUCGAAGCUGCACCAAUAACUUCUCCGCAAGAUGUCAGGAUUAUAAACGUGACCAACUCGACUAUGUUCAUCACAUGGAAACCACCAGAUGCAAUGAAUGGCGUUUUGAGAUACUAUGAAGUGUAUUAUAAUAAGGAGGCACAGAAAGUCGAGGAAGCGAAUCACACCGAAUUGAAAAAUCUAAUGGCCCACACUAAUUACAGCAUUAGCGUUGCGGCGUGCACUGUGUCUUGCAGUGUAAAAUCGCCGACGAUCUACGCAGUCACCAAGAUCGGAGUACCUGGAAAAAUCAAUAUGCCUAUUGUGAGAUUCAUGAACUCCAGUCAAGUGAUCAUCAAGUGGAGUAAACCGAACAUUGCGGCUGGUCAUUUGAACUAUUACGAAAUAUAUUCAAGCGACGGUGAUAUACAAAACAGUACUGGAGCAGUGGCCCAAUUAGCUAUCCCUGAUUGCAAGACUGUAGGACGGGAACGACUAUACCAGUUUCGCGUCAGAGCUGUUAAUGUUGCGUACGAUAAUACACACUUAUACGGACCUUGGUCCGAUGCCGGCGAGGGAAACUGUUACAGCGAUAGACCAUCGUUCAGUGUUUGGGUCAUAAUAUGGGUGAUAGGAGGCAUCAGUAUUCUAGCAAUGAUCUUCUGUCUUGUACAUAUGUCAAAGAGAAUGUGGUUGAAAUGCAAAGCCAUGCAGGACGUCGAAGUCAAAUUACCACCAGGAUUGGCGCCUAACAUGAAGCUUCUACAGAAAGUGGGUGAACAGCACAUACGACAAUCUUCUGCUGAUUCAAGCGGUUGUUCAAGCGGCCAAGAAUCUGUUACCUCAUCUCUCACAUCUGAUUCUCAAGUUUCAAGUGAUAGUGGUACAGAGAUAGAUCCAGUGCCAGUGUCACCCAAUAAGUUGAUGGAAACAUUACCAACUUGGGAGGCCUCGAGUCUAAGGCAAAGAAACGUUGGGAUUACCAGACCUGGAUUCACUACAGAAACAGCACGAUGGGAACCGUAUGUGAAGGUUACAAAACCUGGGGAGCCAAUAAUUGGGGACACAUUAUCACUAGCACGUUCUACGCCCAAUUUAACAGAUAGUACGGGUUAUACAACGUCCCAGCAUACUUGGUCCUCAACUGGUUAUAUCAGCAUGCCAUCAUCAGAAGAACUAUCGAGUAAUCCAAGUCCUGUACCUAAAGAAACUUCAACUGCGGGUGGGUAUAGCAUCAUUGGAGCAGUUCCUAAGCCAAUAAAAUCAAAAUCCGAAGACGAUGGUGAUCUAACGGAAUCUACUGCAGACACACUGAUACCGAUCAAAACAGAGGCCAAACUCACAAAUCCGUACAUAACUUUAGCUUCCUUGGAACAGAAACAAAAGGAUAAAAAGACCAUUGAUUCUUUACGCGAUCUAGAUGAUCUGACGUUCACAGAGUCGAAUAAAGCGAAACUAGAAACUUCAGCGCCAUUUUCUACUUCUGACAAAACUUCGAAGCCGUACGUACAAACGGGAUUGAUUGACUCGUUAAAGAAACCGUUUACACUGAGUAGUAUCGAUGGUACAAGGAGUACUACAAUGUCUACUCCAUUUGCAUCAACGUCGCUGACUGACUCGUGCAACAAACCGUUUGUUUCCUCCUUCGUUAGUCCGACAUCUUUGUCAUCCGCAUUGGAUUCCUCAUCAAAGCCUUAUAUUUCCGUGUCCUCGAUAUCCGAGGUGUCGAAGAAACCGAGCUUUCAGUCGGCCGCUGCUCCGGAACCUUUGCAAAAAAUGGGUCCGCCUCAACCGUCUACAGCCGAUGGGUCGAAACCGUACGUUCUCGCAAGUUCGGUUUUCCAGAUGUUGCAGCAGCAACAAAUAGGGAUACCGAAAGCGACCGUUACGGAAACGAUAGAGGACCGUGACGAAGAGGACACUGCGACCGCGUAUCCUCUCUGUUGGCAGACCGGUGGAACAAAACCCAGUGGUAAGCUGGACGUGGAUAAACCAGUUAUCACGAGCAAACAGGACACCCGUUACGUUACCAUAGCGGAGAAUCCAAAGUUAGAUCAGCAUAAGCCACUGCCACAGAGCACCGCUGGACAGUCCGACGAACAAUACAGUAAAGUGACUGUUGUGCCAAGUACUAUUCAAUGAAAAGGAUCUUAAAUUCAGUGUUUGUCGUUUCUGUACGAACUUCCGUUGACACGGGAACAUCUUUCCAACGGACUAAGGUGGUGCAAUACGAUUUCGCAUUUGUAGGUGCUUUCAAAAUGUAGUCGACAACUGUAAGUCCUACAUGUCUUUUUACGACUAUAGUAUUUUAGAUCAACCGCCUGAAAAAUACUAAAUUGUAACGCGCGUCCCGAUAGUGGUGGGCAUGGACGAGUGUUUGAGAAGUUUAGUGUUUUUUCGAGGCUCGAUGCCGUGUUACGACUGAAAAAACGAAAUUAGAGAAGAAGAUUAUCGUGUACAACGAUAAAUUCGGAACGAGGACACACGUCGGAAACGAAAACGCUCUCAUUUGUGAAAGUAUGUACAAAAUGAAUUACUUUUGUAUCAUAUUAUUGUGCAAUGUGACGUGAAGGUCACUAGCAGCGCCAUAGCGUAAGGAUCCGUAGACUUAAGUAAAUUAUGUGGCAUA
This is a messenger RNA of Dufourea novaeangliae, 5020 nucleotides long. It is a transcript of the gene dome, whose product is annotated as cytokine receptor. The transcript is spliced from 12 exons. The record is from RefSeq and is a predicted model, not a curated record. The coding region runs from base 1 to 4533 and encodes 1510 amino acids. NCBI's taxonomy places the organism in Eukaryota, Metazoa, Arthropoda, Insecta, Hymenoptera, Halictidae. Gene Ontology annotation, molecular function: protein binding.